AACAAAAGGCACCUUGGGCCUGCUCCCUCAUCGCCGAGCACCAUGCAACGCUCUUCUCCGUUCGCUGUGCCGAAUACUGGAGCUCCUCAGUCCAGUAGCGCCAGUAUCAGCAACUUGCUUUGGACGCCGCCACCUCUGAACGUCUCAAAGGCCGCCAAGUCGGAAGGUGGGACGCGACACAAACAACUGAAUCCAGAGCUGCGUACUCGAACGUAUUAUCGACGCAAGGUACACAUUUCCAAUACCGACAACAUUUGAAGACUAUGAGGCCAUAUGUAUGAACGUUGAUUGAAUUUUUAUCGUCGUAGGAAGAGAAGGAGAUGCUGGAGAAGAAGUUGCAGGCGAUGAACAUUCAGUUGGAGCAUUUGAGACGUCGUAAUCAGUCUCGAGAUGGGAAUGAUGAAGUUGUGACUCGAUUGAGGCAAAACCAGGAGCUGCGGGACUCUAUUCGUGGACAAAGGAUCGUAUUCGCCAACACGCAGUCUAUUAUUUCAGAAUUUCUGAGAGCUGAGGAUCAUAGUCGCUAUGAGCCUGUUAUUCGACUGGGAACAGACCCGCGAGACCGAUACAACACACUGCUGUCAAUGAAACAGCAGCGUCUAGAAGAAGCCUUCUACUUUUUAGCUGAGCGGUCACGGUACAUGGCCAUCGACACAGAAUUCACCGAUCUGCAGCGAUUCCAGUCCGACAACGGAGACGUGUGCUUAGCACGCUUCGAUAUCAAGCCACUGCCAAAAGCUCAAACCGUCAGGCAGGCGUUCGACGGCGUACUAAAGUUUUCGUACAAUCUGGAAAUCAGUAUUUCCGAUCUCAUAGGCGACAUUACUAUCCGCGAAAAUGACGACGAAGACUGGGACAGCUCAGUGGCUCAACAUCGCCUGGUGACGUCAAUUUCUCCGAAUGUGAAGGUGGACAUGAACAAUGUGACGUUCACUCAGUACUGGGACGAUGGCUCGGGGCCUCGUACCGACAGAACGAUUGGCGAUGAAGUGGGUAUCGCAGUGUGCAACUACGUCGAAGAAGACGAGUUGUAUCCGUAUCACGUUACUGAGCGUGUGCGUCAAGAUAUUACGUUUCACGUCAUGGUUGCUAAAUAUCCGCGGCGUCGGCCAAAUCUGUCUGCAACUGCUGGUUCUCCAAAUAGUGAGUGUGGGUCCUCUGCUAGCUAUGAAACACAAGAGGACGUGGUGGUGGCAACGAGGUGGACAUGUCUGCGCCUUCGGAAGCCUCCGUUCCCGCUGGACGAUGACAUUGCUGCGCAUAUCCGAGACGGAAUGGAGCAAGUGGGUCAGUCGAUGUUCACUGCAAUUCGCCACUCGGUCAGUGGUCGACUAAUGACUAGAAAAGGAAUGUAGCGACUAGCAGCACGUGUAUACAGUAAGAGACCGGAAGAAAGAAAAAAAAAGUUAAGACAGCAAGUUUGAGGUUUUGCGUACAAUUUGUAUUACCGCAACAACGUGAAGGCUUACUAGCUUUUUCAGCCGAUAAUCACAAUGACUU
This is a messenger RNA of Phytophthora nicotianae INRA-310, 1500 nucleotides long. RefSeq lists its product as hypothetical. The transcript is spliced from 2 exons. Lineage: Eukaryota; Oomycota; Peronosporomycetes; Peronosporales; Peronosporaceae. The record is from RefSeq and is a predicted model, not a curated record. Bases 321 to 1355 code for a protein of 344 amino acids.